AUGCUUUUCUCCAAGCCCGUACAUAUCGCCAAAGCGGAGGAGCUCCGCAAACCUCCCCCAAAAGGUUCCCCUUACUCUGUACCGAUUCCAGGCUCAGCGCAGCCCGGUCGAAGUCCCGUCUAUCGAGCAUGGAACCACUCACACGAGCUCCUAACCACGCUUGAUCCAGCAGUGACUACCCUACAUGAGAUGUUCGAGUCGACCGCCAACCGCAUACCCAAAAGUCGGUGCUUGGGCCUACGUCCGUAUGAUCCGAAAACCAAAUCCUUCGGUCCCUACCAGUGGCAGGACUACCAGACCGUUCAACGACGACGAGCGAACCUAGGAGUGGGUCUCGUGGAAUUACAUAAAAAACAUGGCCAUCCCGGAGGAAAGCAUGGUGUUGGACUUUGGUGCCAGAACCGGCCGGAGUGGCAGAUUACAGAUCUUGCGUGCACCUCACAGUCGCUGUUUUCUGUCUCGCUCUACGACGUAUUGGGCGCUGAUACAACCGAAUAUAUCAUCAACCACGCUGAAUUAGCAUGCAUCGUCACAUCUCUCCCACACAUUCCCACCCUUAUCAAAAUGAAGUCGAGACUACCGAGUCUCAAAUUUAUCGUCUGCUUGGAUCCGCUUGAUGGAAACGAGCAACCAGGCCUGUCGAAGCGUGCUCUAUUACAGGAAAUGGCCAGUGGCUCCGACUUGACAAUCUAUUCACUAAACGAAGUGGAGGAGCUAGGUGCAUCUCUCAACCGCCCCUACAAUCCACCUACUCCCGAAGACAUCGUCACUAUCAACUAUACCUCGGGGACUACAGGACCCCCUAAAGGCGUGGUAUUGCUGCACAAGAAUGCUAUAGCGGCCCUUUCCGUCAGCGUGAUUGUCACCAAAUGGAGCAACAACGACGUCACGCUUUCGUAUCUCCCGCUUGCCCACAUUAUGGAGCGUCUUAUUGAGCAAGCGUCUUUCUGGGCUGGCGGUGCUCUUGGUUACUAUCACGGAGAAAUAUUGGAACUGGUCGAUGAUUUGAAAACGUUACGUCCAACAGCCUUUGUGUCGGUGCCACGACUUUAUACCCGGUUUGCUGGUGCAGUUCGUACCGCAACUGUGGAUGCCCCGGGCGUUAGAGGGGCACUGUCAAGACAUAUCUUGAGCACCAAGUUGGCAAAUCUCGAAAACCCAGACACGACUAACGCGACCGAGAAACAUGCCAUCUAUGACCGCAUUUGGACUCGCAAAGUCGCCAGUGCUCUGGGUAUGGAUCGGGUCAAAACUUUGGCGACUGGCUCGGCACCUUUGGAUCCAUCUAUUCAAAACUUCAUGCGAGCUGUCACGGGAGCAUCAUUUGUGCAGGGCUACGGUCUUACUGAGUCAUAUGCCAUGGCUCUCGUGCAGAACAUGGAAGAUCGCUCCGUCAAUAAUUGUGGUGCUAUCUCGCCAGGUGUCGAGGCCUGCUUGGCGUCUAUCCCUGAUAUGGAGUACUCUGUGGACGACAAGCCGUUCCCCCGCGGAGAGUUGCUGCUACGUGGAAACCACAUUUUCCGCGAGUACCUCAAGAAUCCUGAGGAAACAGCUUCUGCCUUUACUGAGGAUGGCUGGUUCCGUACUGGUGAUGUCUGCACGAUUGAUGAGCUGGGCCGGUUCAGAAUCAUUGAUCGCCGCAAGAAUGUCCUCAAGCUGGCACAGGGUGAAUAUAUCUCUCCAGAACGUCUGGAAGGUAUUCUCAUGGCUCAGCACACAUAUUUGGCUCAAGCCUAUGUGCACGGAGACAGUCUGCAGACAUCAUUGGUUGGUAUUUUCGGAGUACAGCCGGACACUUUUGCUCCGUUUGCUAGUAAAGUUUUGGGUCAGGAGAUCAGUCCCACCGAUUUGGCUCAAAUCAAGUCAGUCUUGGAUGACGACCGGAUCAAAAAGGCAAUUUUGAAGGAUUUCGACCGAACUGCGAAGAAGCACAAGCUUGCUGGAUAUGAGCGAGUACGAAAGUUCACUUUGAUGAUUGAACCGUUCACUAUUGAGAAUGAGCUUUUGACGCCAACAUUGAAAAUGAAGCGUCCUCCUAUUGUCAAGAAGUUCCGCGCGCUACUUGACAACAUGUACGCUGAACUUGCUGAAGAGCAAUCCGCUCCAAAGGCCAAGCUUUAA
This is a messenger RNA of Talaromyces amestolkiae, 2121 nucleotides long. RefSeq lists its product as uncharacterized. Gene Ontology annotation, molecular function: long-chain fatty acid-CoA ligase activity. Gene Ontology annotation, biological process: long-chain fatty acid metabolic process. Gene Ontology annotation, cellular component: membrane; endoplasmic reticulum. The transcript is spliced from 4 exons. NCBI's taxonomy places the organism in Eukaryota, Fungi, Ascomycota, Eurotiomycetes, Eurotiales, Trichocomaceae. The record is from RefSeq and is a predicted model, not a curated record. The coding region runs from base 1 to 2121 and encodes 706 amino acids.